Molecule: messenger RNA, 507 nt
Organism: Aspergillus fumigatus Af293
Lineage: Eukaryota; Fungi; Ascomycota; Eurotiomycetes; Eurotiales; Aspergillaceae
Source: RefSeq, a predicted model, not a curated record
AUGGACUACUGGGGCAUGCCUGUGGUGCGCACGAAUCUCACGCCCUACAUCUUUGGCAUCAACAUCCAGCACUGCCAGGCUGCCAUCCCAGGCGACGGAAAUGACGUGAUCUGCAUGACCUAUACAUACGACAUGGCAGCAUUUCUGAUCAGGUUAUUGGAUGUUGCGGACUGGCCUGAAUUCAGCAUCAUGGUUGGCGACGAGGUCACGUACAACCAGCUUCUGGAGAUGGCCGAGGAGAUUCGAGGUGUGAAGUUCAAAGUCACUUAUGACAGUAAGGAGAGUAUCAAGAACGGGCAGGUCACUAUUCCUCCAAUGCCCCAAGGGGAUUCCUCUUCGGAGGAGGAGCUGAAAGAGAUGACUGCCUUGGUGAGCCGACUGACGGUAGCUGGUGUUUUCAAGCUACCAGAUGAAAAUCGCCUGAACGCUAGAUUCCCUGACAUACAACCAGUAAAGAUGAAGCAAUUCCUUCAAAAUGCUUGGAAAGGUUACAAAGGAACCGAAUAG